AUGUACUCACCUCUCGAGAAAUCCUCGAGAAUAUCACAUUUCCAGCGUCGACGCAUAACUUAUUUGCUCCUUGUGGCCAUAUGCGCUUUCCUCUUAGUGGUGUUAGCUAGCUCAAAACAUGACUUGACUUCACGAUUCCGGAUGAAUGGGACUGGAGGGAUGAAGGGUGGUGGUAUGCCUAAGAGGCGGAAUGUCGUCGUUGCGAGCGAGUUCUCGCAGCAUUUCGACGUCCAUCUUGCAACUGCGCAUACAAUUCGUCAAGUAUUGGGGGAUCGAGGAAGUUUGCAAGUAUUUGCGCGUACACCGCUGCGCCACGGGUUUCAGGACGUUGUUGAUGCUCUUGACUUGUAUGACCAACCUAUACGGGAUCCGGAUGACUUCAUAAGGGCAAUGAAUGCGACGUCUGAAGAUGGGAAUGGACUUGGCGACGGAAUGAUUGAUUUAGUGCUUUUCGGGACUUGCGAAGUAGAUAUGCCCCGGUGGUCAGACGAGUUGCUUGCAAUUUGGGACGCUCGACCAGCAGACCAGAAAUUCAAAGUCGUCUGUACUGUGCAUCAUUUUCGAGAUACAAGAUGGCAGAAACACAUCACACCCUGGGCGGCGAGAGGCGCCAUUCGGCUUCUUCCUAUUGGAUACCAUGUUGGCCGUGCCUUCCGAACGUACUUCCAAGAGUUAGCCGAUAGUCCCGAGCCGGAUAUCUACAGCGCGCUGUACGAGUAUAUUGAUAUCGACGUACAUGCGCCUGUAUUGGAUUUACCUGAGUAUGGACAACGGAGAGAAUCUACGAAGCUUUCGCGUGCCGUAAUUCAGGGGAAUUUCCAGAUCGAUAGGAGGGAUUAUCCGCAUAUCUUUGCAGAUUUGCUUGAGGUGUUGAAACAUGAUUCACAGACUUGGGGGUACCGGCCCUUAGGAUACGAUAGGGAUGUGUAUGAGCCGCUGUUUGAUUCUCCCAAUGAACCGUUCGAACUCCAUUUACUUGGAGAUGGACAACUGGAUAUUCCGAAAGCGUUGUCGAAUAUCGUUUUUAUACAUAAUGGAUUGGAUUAUGUGGACUUCUAUGCGUUGAUGCAGAGUAUGGACGUGGUUGUCCCGGCGUUUGUGAAUAAGGAUUAUUAUGACUACCAAGCGAGCUCGACCGUAGCAAUGGCUGUCCAAUGUAACGUCCCGAUAUUGGCUUCACGACGCAUGCGAAACGCGUAUGGAUACAUCGACGACGACCGAGUUACUAUCGUCCGCCCACAGGCUCUGCGUGAGGUACACGCACUAGGUGCACUACGAGGAGUAAAAUGGAAGCUCUCGCAAAGCAACGCAGUCGUAAGCACGCAGACAGACGGGUACAAAAAAUACGAGGACGACGUACAAGAGAUGAUUGAAGGUGGUUGGCGAAGAUCGUCCAGUGGGUUCGAAAGGUUUAAGGAGGAGCUAUGGGAGAAGAAUCGGGAAGCUGUUUGGAGGGUGCUUAAUGAUCUUCCCGGAGAGAUUUAG
Messenger RNA from Fomitiporia mediterranea MF3/22, 1485 nucleotides. RefSeq lists its product as uncharacterized. The record is from RefSeq and is a predicted model, not a curated record. The transcript has 6 exons. The coding region runs from base 1 to 1485 and encodes 494 amino acids. Lineage: Eukaryota; Fungi; Basidiomycota; Agaricomycetes; Hymenochaetales; Hymenochaetaceae.